This is a messenger RNA of Procambarus clarkii (red swamp crayfish), 9370 nucleotides long. RefSeq names its product Myosin heavy chain-like (gene Mhcl). Gene Ontology annotation, cellular component: cytoplasm; myosin II complex; myosin filament. The record is from RefSeq and is a predicted model, not a curated record. NCBI's taxonomy places the organism in Eukaryota, Metazoa, Arthropoda, Malacostraca, Decapoda, Cambaridae. Gene Ontology annotation, molecular function: actin filament binding; cytoskeletal motor activity; ATP binding. Gene Ontology annotation, biological process: actomyosin structure organization.
UGGUCGCUUGGCAGUGUGGUGGUGGGGUGCGUGAGGGAAGGAUCGUCGCACAGGGCGCAGCUCUACACAAUGAGUGUCAUGAGGACCUGAGAACUACACUCCCAGCCAUGAACAACCGCGGUAAUCCUAACCAUCCCAUAUUUCCCAGCCUCACUGCGCCCUGGUCGGGCUUCACCCCAGGCACCCACUCCGUCCUCAGCCCUCCGCCGCGGUUUCCCUACAGUGUGGACGGGUCGCGCGGGCACCAGAGCUACGUCCCCGGUGGAGUGGUGCGCGGGCCUACGACCAUAGGGAGAUAUGCGCGCUCACCGUCCCCUUCGCUGUACAGUCACAGCAGCUUCGACUACUCGACCUCCGAGCGAGAUCGACGACUCUCGCCUCCCGUACCCCGUCAUCGCCCUCAGGAUGACGUCAUCAACUCCGAUCCGGUGGUGUUCAAUGCCGGGUUUACCUUCAGAAUGGGGAAGGAAACCCAUGUGCACAACCACGUGGAGGCGCGGGCCGCGUACACCGUCCCUGAGGCUCAGUCAUCCAACCUCACCCGCCAGAUAGAUAAGUUUCUCAAAAAAACGGAUCACAUGUUAGAUCGGUACAGUGCUGUCGUGGAGUCCCGCUCCGCAAACAGCUUGGCAAAAAGGCGAGGCAAGUCUGCAACGCCUGGAAGAGGGCUAGAUGACUCUCCGGACCCAUCUAUGAGCCUUUCCUACCGUGCCCAGCGGUCCACCUCCGCCGCCGCCAUCGCCGUCAAGGCUGAGAAACACUUCGAAGCCUUAACUCGCAUCGGCAGCAGCACCAGCAAGAAGGCGGCGCCCAUCGCCGAACAUGAAGAAGACGAUGAUUUGGAGUCGUCAAGCAGCGACUCAUUCGACGAGCUGGACACCGAUGACGACAUACCGCCCACGACGGACGUCUUCAGCAUCUCCGACGACACGUCGGCUGACCUGAGCAAGCUGUCCGCUAUCGAGGCCGACGGAGAGAGAGCCCGCAGCACUUCGCUCGACCCGUCAAGGCUGGAUGACUUGAGUUCGGACAGUGACGACGAAUACUUCGAUGUUGUGGCAGUGCCGGGCCUGCGGCCUCAUCUGCUGGCCGCCCAAAGCCCCCCUGCCCAGUCACCCACCCCACAUCAUCAGUUGCAGCAACCAGUGCAACAUCCUCACAUACCACCCACACACAGCCGAAGUUUACCAGCAGUAAACAAAGGCAAUGUAGUCCAUAGAAUGGGAACUACCCCAGUCCAGCCAGUAGAUACAGUGGUGGUAAACAAGCCGUCCGAAACUAUUGCAGCUGCGAGUAACCCAUUGUCUGCACUGCCUAAGGCCUUGACGCCGACAAGUCCUGUCGAUGCAAAUUUAAUAAAUAGUUCGGUACAGCAAGCUGUAUUGACAGCUCAGACUGCAGGAAGCUCUGAGAAGGGUUCUGCAGUAUAUAGGCCUAGUAAAGUAGACGACAGUACUAUGAAAGGAGAUUCACCAAAUUCUCCCAAGAAUUACCAGGCACCUCAACUUCCGUCUAUUACAGAGCAAUUAGAAAAUACAAAACAGGCAAGCUUAUCUGAUAAACAAGGUAGUUCUCACUUUAACAAGAUGCACUCUGUAACGGCAGAUAUGCAGAGACAAAUUGUAUCUAAUAAACAGGGGAAAACACUCAUAGGAAAGCAAGACGCUUCCUUACUAGACAGAAAACCGCCAGACAAAUUAGAAUCAAGUAAAGACUUAGCAGUCAACCUUACAUCAAAUGAAAGUACGCAGCAAGAGAAAAAGGAAAGUGGCUCAGAAACUCGCCAGACAACAGCCUCAUCACCGCAUCGCCCACAGAAUAGGCAUAUUUUGAGUACAACAAAUAAAACUGCAUCAAAGCCAAUGCAACAGCCUAUCGCUGAUAAGACGUUAUUUUUAUCAGCUGUGGCUAACAAAAUACGAGCAGGAAGUCCUGUCCCAGAAAAGACUGCAGUUAUAGGGAUGAAACUAUCCCCAGCUGUGCUGACUGGGAAAUUGGAAAUUGCAUCUAGUGAUGGCUCAACAAUUGUAAGAAAAAAUUCCACCCUCAAUAAUAAGGCAGCAAUCGAUGCCAAAGUAAAUAGUUCCAGCGAAAUUUUAGAACCAGAGGACAGCAUAACGUUAAAUAAUAAAUUAGCCGUUGAAAGUAAUCUGGUAAGAAAAUCUGUCAUCGUAGGCGAUGAAAUCAAUGGAUCCACGUUAAAGGAAAAUGAGAAUAAACUAACCAAUAAGUUAAUAACAACUAGCAAAACUAAUAAGGCUAAUGCGAAAAGUGACAACACUGACGCUGAACUCCACCGAGAGUGUGUUUCUGUAAGUAAGGAGAAAGAGAACGCUGUCAACCCAAUUCAGAUUGGAAAUACUAGUAAUAAAGAAAACCCAAGAGAGACUGAAGCAUAUAUUGAGAGAAGCAGUAGGUGCAGCUCCGUGGCCAGUAACGCCUCACGGGCGGUCUCCCCUGACGGCUCCCUCAGAUCUGGAGCCAAGCGCAGUAGAAGUGGAAAGUUGGCCUCCGUACUCAAUAUGUGGGAAUCUGAUGAAAUUUCUCAAAAAAGUGAAAAGGGGAAAUCCAAACCUACUUCAACCGCUAAAAUUGGUAAGAUCACGGGACUUGCAAGUGUGUUUGAAGGCGAGAAAAGUGCGGGAACAUCCAGUACUUCAAAAAAUAUAAUAACCAAAUUGAAAUCUCCAUACAGUCCGCCUUUUUCACCAGAAAGAAAGCCGGCAGAAGAAAAAAUUACGAAUAUUGCUGGUAUAAGUACAGCUAAAUUUGGCAAUGUUUCAAAGUUUAAAAAGCCAGGUGAGCCUAAGAUGAAAUCAGAUGCAAAGAAUGAAGCAUCCAACGCUGACAAGAAAAAGGUAAUUAAUAUGAACACGGUAAAAGAUUCGGACAUUGGUCAAGAAAAUGGUAUUAUGAAAAAGAAAGGUGACGAAAAAGCAGAUUUAAAUAAUGCGACAGUUAUUAAUUCUGCGGGUAAAGGAUGUGAAGAUAAAAUUACCAAUGGAGAUGUAUCGUUGACUGACAGUAGUAUAUCACUUGAAGAUGAAGGAAAAGAUAAGAUAAUUAAGAAAAAGAAAGUUAAAAUUAGCACAUCAUCAAGCGACCUGGCGAGUAAGUCAGUGACAGAUACAAAUACCGACGCUAAGUUACUGGAAAGCAGUGCAACUCAAGCCAACUCCGUCAUUGUUAAGAACACUGAACUGAAGGCUGUCAAAAUUGAAGCUGCUGAAUCAAACAUCAAAUUUAAAGCUACUGAAUCUAAGAACAUCUACACAGAUGGUAGUGAAUCUAAGGACACCAGAGCCAAAAUUAGUGAAUCUAUGGACACCAAAGCCAAAAUUAGUAAAUCUAAGGACACCAAAGCUGAAGUUAGUGAAUUUAAGGACACCAAAGCUGAAGUUAGGGAAUCUAAGGACAUCAAAGCUAAAAUUAAUGAAUCUAAGGACAUCAAAGCUAAAAUUAAUGAAUCUAAGGACACCAAAUCUAAAGCUAAUGAAUCUAAGGACACCACAGCUAAAACUAGUGAAUCUAAGGACACCAAAUCUAAAACUAAUGAAUCUAAGGACAUCAAAGCUAAAACUAAUGAAUCCAAGGACACCAAAUCUAAAACUAAUGAAUCCAAGGACAUCAAAGCUAAAACCAGUGAAUCUAUGGACACCAAAGCUGAAGUUAGUGAAUCUAAGGACACCAAAUCUAAAACUAAUGAAUCCAAGGACAUCAAAGCUAAAACUAGUGAAUCUAUGGACACCAAAGCUGAAGUUAGUGAAUCUAAGGACACCAAAGCUGAUAUCAGCAAAUCUAAGGACAUCAAAGCUAAAACUAGUGAAUUUAAGGACAUCAGAGCUGAAAAUAUGGAAUCUAGUGUCAAGAAAGUGGAUAAUAAGUCUCAACAAAUUAAAGUCAAAAUGGAUGCAGCAACUAAUUUAGACACAAAGGUUACAGCAUCUGAUCCCCAAAUAACAUCUGCUGAAGUUGCUGAUGCUCGGGAGACCAGUGUCAGUUUAGCGACAACUAAUAUGGUCACUGGUAUUAAAAGUGCCGAGAUUUCAAAUACUCCAUCUGCAAAUGGUAUUGAAGCUACUCAGAUUAAUGUAAGUAGAAAUUUUGCCAGUGGUACUCAGGUAAUUAAAGCAGAAUCAACCAGGUAUCAACCAGAAUCUACAAGUUCUACAGCAGACACAAAAAUGUAUACUGAUAAUGUAUGUAACACUGAGACUAAGGUGGAUGCCAAAACCACAAAUGCUGAAUGCAUAGAUUUAAAGACGAUUACCGUUUUAUCAAACGAUGAUCAUUUAAAAUGCAAUGUCUCCCUUUCCAAUUCCUCGGUUUUAAAUGCUCAUAUUGCUACUGAUACAGGUGCCACAGGAAAGGAAAGUGAAGCUCUUAAAACUCCAGAAUCUGUUCCUAAAAUGGAAGGACCAAAGAAAGAUGUAUUUGGAAGUAUAAAAUCUUUCAUAGAAUCAGUUGCAAAGGGUGGUAAAACUCUCGAGGACAAGCUUUCUAUUAAUGGUCUGCAGUUUAGCAAGAAAUCCCUAAACAUGGAAAGUAUAAAGGAUAUGAAUCUCAAUCAUGAGAGUUUAAACCAUAAAACUGGCAUAUCUUCAGAAAACAGUGAGCAAUUUGAAAGACAAUCAUCCCCUGCCAUGUCACUAUCAAAAACAAUAGAACUAAAUGCAGCUACUCAAGACAAUUCUCAGAAAACCAUUGAUGGAAAACAAAGUUUGAAAGAAGCUAUCCAUAAAACAGCUAAAGCACUACCUCAACUUGAAUCAGAAGUAGAUGCUCUGAUCAGAGAAGCAUCAGUGCUCAUUGCACAAAAUGAAGUGAUUACCAAAUCAAUCACGUCAGGAAUUUCAGAGACAUCAAUAACACAGGACGAAAAACGGUCCAAGAUUAAAAAGUCGUGCUCGACGAGUGUGGGCGAAGAGGGAGAAGAAGAAGUUUAUGUUGAUGCAAUAGAUCCAUCUCAACUGGAUACUCUGAUGCCUCUUCCGGAUGUGGAAAUUGAAAGAGAUUGGCGUUCACGCUCACGCACCCCGCUGGAAGGUCCUGAACGGUCUCCUUCAACUCGUUCAGUUGUGGCAAAAACUGAGGCUCUUCUCUCUGAAACUGACAGAAUUCUUCGCAGGUCCCGCUCUGACAAGUCUCUCAGAAGAUCUUACAGCCGCUCAAUAUCAGCAGCAGCACUUAAUAAAUCAGCCCAAUUGGUCUUAGAGGCUAAAUGUGAACUUCAGGCAUAUGGAGUUAUAUGCAGUCUGGCAGAAGUGACGGCUGAUCUGUCAGAAGAACACGGCACAGCACAUCUAGCAGGGGAGAGGCUGGAAGCUGAACAAGCAGAGAGGAUGAAGCUAGAGAAAGAGGUUGAGAGAUUACAGACAGAUAUGAGGCUCAUGACAACAGCCAAUGGGAAGCUGGAGAUGGAGAAACAAGCUCUUCGAUCUGAAGUUCUCUCAGUGGCUGACUUUAAUGGUGACGCUGACCAUGAUUAUGAUGAGGCUGCUGAAGCUUCUCUGUACAAGCGCAAGUAUGAGUGGUGUCUUAGAGAAAUAGAGCUCCUGAAGAAGCAGCUUAAGCAGCAACAAGAGGAUGAUCUAGACCACUUACUCCUUAUGAAAAAGCAGCUAGAGAAAAAGGUAUCAGAUGCAUACGAGGAGACAGAGGAGCAACGACAAGUUGUAGCUCAGAUGAAGCGUAAAUCCCAGCGAUUACAAGCAGAGUUGAAUGACCUUAAGAUGCUGCUUGAAGAACAAGCCUCUCGAAACAACCUCCUUGAAAAGAAACAAAGAAAGUUUGACCAAGAUAUGAUGGGAGCGCAAGAAGAACUGCGACAUGAGCGUGCCAACAAAGAGAAAAUUCAGAGGGAGCGUGAUCAGAUCCUUUCUGAGAAAUACUCCUUUGAGCAAGAAGUAUCUACCUUGAAGCUGGAAUUGGAGUUAAAGGAUGAGAAAAUAUCAUCUCUCAGCCGUGAGCUGGAAGACCUUAGCUUCACUGGGAAAGUUGAAGAAGAAGUUGCUACCCUAAAGAAGGCAAAGCAUGACCUUGAGCUACGGGUCAAAGACCAGGAGGAAGAGUUGGAUGACUUGGCAGGACAAGUUCAGAUGCUGGAAGGGGCAAAAGUUCGUUUAGAAAUGAGUAUUGAGCAGAUGCGGAAAGAGAAUCGUCGUGAGAUUUCACAGCGUGAGGAGGAGCUUGAGGAAGUUAGAAUUUCUGCUCAGAAAAAGAUUAAAGCCUUGGAAGCACAGCUUGAAAAUGAGCAUGAGGAAAGAACUCUACUUGUCCGUGAGAAACACGAACAAGAGAGGCGAAUAAAUGAAUUACAAGAUAGAACAAUCACUCAUGUUGACGAAGACUACAUACACAAGCUGAAGAAGGAGCUAAAGAAAACUAAAGCGCUCUUACGUGACACACAAACUAUGUUGGAGAAGUCUCAGUCUGAAGGUGGCCAUAAACUAUUAGUCAGACAGCUAAAGACGCAGUUGGAAGAUGCAGAAUUUGCAAAGACAGCAGCUAUUAAGGCCAGACAGUGUGCAGAGGCAGAUAUUCAAGAGUUGGCCACUCAGCUGGAAGAAGCUCAACGUGCCAAAAAGGAAGCAGAAGACAGAUGUGCUAGAGUUGCCAAGGAUAGAGCUGAAAUACAAACACAGCUAGAAGAAAGUGAAGAGGAAGUGGCUGAGGUGAUGAAGAAGUACAAGUCGUGUGUUUCACAGCUUUCUGUUGACCAAAUUACUUUAUCUGAGCAGUCACAACAAAUUGCCGAGCUGGAGCAUGAAAAACAGGUUCUACAAGAGCGGAUGUUGGAGCUGAGUAGCAAGGUGGAGGUCCUUGAAGGCGAGACUGCUAAUAUCCACACUCAACGUCGCCUUGAGAUGAAGAUUAAAGAAAUAGAAUCGAAGUUAGAGUUGGAACAGACUACUAGGCAAAGAUUAGAGAGUCAAAUUGGUAGGUUGAAAGACCAAAUUGAGCGAAUGUCAGGUGACUGUGAUGCAGCACGACAAAAAGAGGCACAAGCUCUGGAACAGAGCAAGAAGAUUGGGCGUCAGUUGCGUGAAGCGAAGGAAGACUUAUCAGCCUUACAACAACGGCACACUGAUGCAGUAAACAAGAAAGGCGAGCUUGAAAAGCAGCUUGAGCUUGCAGAUUCUGAGGUUAUCACUCUCAAAAGUGACCUUAAACUGGCUUUCAAGAGAAUUGAGGAUCUCCAGCAGGCUAUCCAGGGUGACAUUAAUGACUCGGACUCCGACAUAUCCGACAGUGACAGCGACAGCGACGGCAGCUUGAGUUCUUAUCUGACUGCGUCCUUGAGGCAUCAGAGGUCCUCCUCAAAUUCCACGCUUCGCACUCCUCCUUCUGAAGUGCAGCAGCUUGACAGAAUGGAGCAACCUAAUUCUCCUUGCAGCGAAGCAAUGUCGGCCAUCAGUGAAGACCUUGACGAUGUUUCACACAAAGAAUCCUAUGCGUGAUAGUUCGUACUUAUUAUACCUAUGGAUUUAUUAUUUUAUUAUAUUAUACAGAAUUUUAUAAUGCGUGGAAAGUAAAUAGUAUCUUAGUACUGCUGUAAUUCUUGCUUGAUUGUGAGAUCCCUGAUUGUGACUGAUCCAGUGAUUAGUGAUCAAAAUUACUGGAAAAGUGACCGAGCUUUAAAUAGGUUUUGUAAAUAUGUACAGGAACUUAAUAUGUUCAUUAAAGAAAUCUUUUCUUUUGACCUGUCUCUGAAUGGUGCUCAACUUACGAAGCAAAACAAAAAGAAUUCUAAAGAGAUUGAUUAUAGUUUUCCUUUGCAUCUCCUCUGUAAUCACUUUCUAACAGUGACAUUCCUAAUGUGUUCUUCUAGAGUGCGACUUUGGAGCCACCUUAAUUUUUUUAUAUGGAUGAUCCAUUGGCAGGAAAUGUAUAUCCAGUGUGUUACUAUAAAGUGAUAUAUAUACUAAGUCUGUGGCAUGUUCUGUUUACCUGAGGCUUAUGAAAUCCAUAUCAUAAUUUAAUUCUAGUAUGAACAUAGGGUAAUACUUUCUGGCUUCAGAUUAUCCAUCAGUGCUAAUUCCUUGUAUUCAUAAUACAAUUACAGUUCCCAUUCUUUGAUUUAGCUUCUGUCUCUGUUUUUCAAACACCGUUUCCUUGGAUAUGUAAUUACAUAUGAAAAGAAUUGACAUGAGCUUAGAUUAUAUGAUUUUCCAAAGUUAUGACAUAUGAUGGGAAAGCAUAAUAUAAUUUGUAGUACAGUGUAGUUAUAUUCCUGGUCAUUAAUAGCUCAUGGCAUUAUCCAAGGAAAAUGGUGAAACAUGUCAGGUUUACAAAAAGAAAUGUCUUUUGAAGUAUCUGCUGCACAUUCCCAUCUAUUUGAGUACUUUUUCUUACACUACUGUGAGACCUUCCAUUUAGAAGUCAUAUCUUGUAUUGAAACUACAGUCCUCAGUGGCAAAGUAUCCGUACUGUUCCUGCCCUCAUUUUAUUGAACAGCAUAUGCAAAAUAAUACCUUGGCUUGCCUUAUAAUUUACUAAUAAGAUGUAUAGUGCAGUAUUCAUAUGAUCUGAUUCUGUCUUGUAACAAGACUUGGAUCAUCUUACCACUGAGGAUGUCCCCCACGACCUGCUUCCCAUCUCUUCCAUGUUAGAAGAGUGGAGACAGCCCAGCACUGUACCUUCCUACUUAUUACAAUGGACUUACCAGAGGUGAUGAUCUUCAAAUUCUCAAGUACAUAUAUGGAAAUGGUGAUGUUCUGGAAAGUACUUAAUUAGCUAGACACUUUACAAGCAUAAUAUUCUCUUCACUUAAAAUGUGCCUCUUUAAUUAUAUUAUCGAGUUAAAUUUUGCAGUAGAAAAUAUUAGGUUACCUUAUUGUGCAUUGCUAAACCAUAACAAAGAGUUGCAUUAUCUUUUAUUGAAGAUAAUAAAUUUAUCUAGUUAAUAUAUUUUAUGUAAAGUAGAGUGCAACAAUGUUCUAAUGACUGUUCUUACAGUCUGUCACUCAUUUUGCUUUGGCUUAUGCAUGAUGAGUUUAUAUCACCCAUAAGAAAUGUUAAGACACCAUUAAUGUAUUCUACUAGCAUUUUAUGAUUAUAUUAAUAUGUGAUGCUAAUACCAGUGUGUAACCCUUUGGAUGUGCUAAUUACCACCAUCUCUGGUUUGCUUUUAGGAACUGUAUUAUUGUAACAAGAAUGUCAAAUCUUAUUCCUUCUACUAUUUAUUAUUUAUAUAGUUCUGCCAUUUAGAUUUUUAGGCCCCACUUCCUCAACUAGCAAAGCUCAUCUGUGACUUCUAAUAGUGAAUCAUAAUUAUGUGGAUCGUGACGUGAUGGUUUGUAAUGAUUUGUACGGAAUUUACAUUAUAGAUAUGUACAGUUUACGAUAAGACUAACGCGAGUAUCACUUA